GACUAACCAGUAAGGUUGCGAAGUUCGUAGUGCUGCUUUUUUCAAAAAUGACGCUGUUUACGUCGGUAUUAAUCACCGAAUAUUAUAUAACGCCAGCGGCCAGCCGUAGCGCCGUUUGGCACGAGUGCUACAGAUUAGUACUGUACAGUACUGAUGACCUUUCCAUUUUGAUGUCCGGAUUACGUGCUUUUUUAUCGUUUUACUGCUUUAAACCGGUUGCACAUGCGGCUGCUCCUGUAACAACAAUGAGCAAUUUAAAUUUUUAUGGUGCUGUUAUACCAGUACCAUUUAUAAUAGUCAUGGUUGUAGGCUUCAUAUUCUCCAAUUUACUGAUAACAGAACAACGAGCUUUGGAUCCAGGGGCUGUCAAAGGAAUUUGGCCACAUGAAGAGAAAAUCAGCAGGAGCCAGACACACCUAUUAAAGAAUACCAAGUUAUCGCCCAAAGCUCGCACUGGCCGUGCUGAAAUUAACUACUUUGAUGACGAUCGCGAAUCUGACGCAAAAGGGGAUGAGCCAAAUGUGGCUAGAUACAACCAUUCUUCGUCCGAAGAUGUUCAGGUGCAUUACCGCCAAAGUCUGGAAUAUUACAGAAGAGCACGGCACGGAGGCCCAAUUGUCGAAGAAUACUUGAACUGCGUUACCGAGAAUGCACUGCUGUACGAGAAAGUUGAUCGAAUAACGAGCGAAGCCAACAUGAAGCUGAUGGGUCAAGACGUUACAAUCAAAUGUGGCGAUUGUCGUUAUCCGGGCAAAGAGAACGCUAAAGGUAAACAGCGACACAUUAUUAAGUGGCGUUUCGUUCCCUACGAUGAACCACAUGACAUCGAAAUCAUGUACGACACUGAGAAAUAUCUUUUUAAUGAAGCUACAUUUGACUUGACCAUAACCGAUCUUAAUGAUCACGAUUCUGGAAGAUAUUUCUGCGUAUCCGAUCGGACAACUGUUCGGGUCUACGAUAUACAAGUCGUGGAAAACGAGCCGACUACAACGGUCUUUGAAAACAGUGCAGACGGACCACUGAACACACCCAGCGAAGAGUUAAACGUAUCGAAUAUCAGGAUAUACACCCAUUGGGACACUUGGGCUGGCUGCAAUGAAUGCGGGAAAGGUUCUACACGACGCCGGGUUGGAAUCUGCACUGUUCAGAAGCAACGUUACAAUGACCCAACACUCCCCGUUGACUAUCCCAUCUUUGGCAUGUUCGCACUGGGUGUGCCGUGCCGAUCGUUGUUGUUGCCUGCCAAUUUUACUGCUGAAUUUAGACAGCACCUACAACGCCCAAGCGAAGUGCUGAUUGGACACUGCCACGAACCGUGUCCGACGCUCCCGCCCGUGGUGUUCGUAACUGAUGAAUCUGGAAGAAUCGUGGAUCAGUAUGAACAGAGCGAAGGGAAGGUGCAGAUUCUAGAUGCUCCACCGAAACUUCCGCCUUUAGUCCAGCGGGAAACCGUCCACGAAAAGGAAGAAAGUAGAGUGCGGAUUUCUUGCCCGAGGGGCGCAAAAAAGUCGGUUCGAUGGCAGAACUGCUCCACUACGGACAAAGGACUGCGUUGCCGUCCCGUCGAUCCGUUUGGAGUGGAGAAAUCGUCGCAAGGGCGAGUGCGAAUAACCAUUUUGAACGCUCUGCUUAUCAAAAAAUUAAAAUUCUGGGAUGCCGGUAUAUUUAGUUGUUACUAUGACGGACGCCUGGUGGCCACCACAAAACUGUUUGUUCAACCUCGAGUCAGGCGACCAUGGAGAAUGAUUAUUACAGUAGCCGGGAUAAGCUUUAUUGUGAUGUUCUUUAUUAUUGGAAUUUGUUACGUAGUCAAAAACACAUGAACUGCUCAUUCAUUAUUCGGUAACUUUUGACAGUCUCUCAUUGAGCGCAGUCAAUACUGCCGAGAAUAUUGUUACGUGCACGAUUAAAACGUUGUUUUAAUGCACUCAGAAGUAAUCGAUUUAGUUUCCUUGAAAAGUAUGUCUACGUUACUAUUUCUAAGGCGAUCGCAGAAG
This is a messenger RNA of Paramacrobiotus metropolitanus, 1997 nucleotides long. RefSeq names its product Ig-like V-type domain-containing protein FAM187A. The record is from RefSeq and is a predicted model, not a curated record. The coding region runs from base 48 to 1823 and encodes 591 amino acids. The transcript is spliced from 7 exons. Lineage: Eukaryota; Metazoa; Tardigrada; Eutardigrada; Parachela; Macrobiotidae.